AACGAAUAAAAAAACGAGCGUCUAGUGAAACAUCCGUCAUCGACCGACCCCCGGACUGCUGCGUAAUCCGCCAGAAUUGAGCCGCCUAUGUAUAUCAAGAAGGACUCGAAAAAGGAAGGUGUAACCAUGCGCGAGAAAAAAGGAGGUGCUUUGCAGAAGAUAAAAAAGCGACUAUCGCACAGCUUCGGCCGAUUAUCAAUAUCGCGCGAGGAAAGCGACGACGGUACGCAGCAAAACAACCAUCAUCACCUUCCCCAUCAUCAUCACCAUCACCAUGGACAUGGUCACAAUCGUGGCGGUAAAGUGCCCUUCAACGGAUACACAUCCGAGGAGUACCUCGACCGACUGGAACCAAACGGCAACAUCCCGGCCGAUAAGUCCUACAGCAAACAUUGGAACAGAGUAGGCGACCACGAGCGGGUCCAUCGGCAGCUGUCGGUCUCGUCGGACAGCAAGCUGCUCGACGACGACAUUCGGGAGGAAACACGUGUGAUAAUGCGACCUAAGAAGCCACCUCGGCCCAAGUCCGAAGUGUUCUUGAACAAACACGACCCGCACCCGAGAAGGAAACGGUUUAGCGCAUUCGGGGGUGAUUCGCCGUUCGGCAAAUCAGAAGCUUACAUCAAACUAGAGCAACUCGGUGAAGGAUCCUACGCAACGGUAUUUAAGGGCUAUAGCAAUCUAACGAAUCAGGUGGUAGCGUUAAAGGAAAUCAGGUUACAGGAAGAGGAGGGCGCUCCGUUCACGGCGAUCCGCGAGGCAUCCCUGCUGAAGGAACUGAAACAUUCGAACAUCGUGACCCUGCACGACAUCGUGCACACGCGUGAGACGCUGACGUUCGUCUUCGAGUUUGUGAACACCGACCUGUCGCAGUACAUGGAACGACAUCCGGGCGGCCUCGACCACCGAAAUGUGCGCCUGUUUCUGUUCCAGCUAUUGCGGGGGCUCUCCUAUUGCCAUAAAAGACGCGUGCUGCACCGGGACGUGAAACCGCAGAACCUGCUCAUCAGUGAGAUGGGCGAACUGAAGCUGGCCGACUUUGGUCUGGCGCGUGCCAAGAGUGUUCCGAGUCAUACCUAUUCGCACGAGGUCGUCACGCUCUGGUAUCGACCCCCGGAUGUCCUGCUCGGCAGCACCGAAUAUUCCACCUCGCUCGACAUCUGGGGCGUUGGCUGUAUAUUCGUCGAAAUGAUCACCGGCAUGCCGACGUUCCCCGGGAUUCGCGAUACCUACGAUCAGCUGGACAAGAUCUUCAAAAUCCUCGGCACACCGACGGAAGAAUCGUGGCAAGGGGUAACGCACCUGCCCGGAUAUAAGCUACAAAUGUUGGGCUUCUUCAAACCCCGGAAGCUAGGGCUAAGUUUUCCUAGGUUGUACGAUAUUAUCGAAGGUGAGACGAUGGCCACUUCGUUCCUACAGCUCAAUCCGGACAACCGGAUAAGUGCGGACGAAGCGCUCCGCCAUCCAUACUUUGCACCGUUGCCAAAAAAACUCUACGAACUGCCGGAUGAAUUGUCCAUCUUCACCGUGGAAGGUAUCUACUUGCAGCCGGAACCGAACCGACACCAUGCGCACUCGCGACCAUGAGAGUUAAGACAAAGCAAAACUUUAGAUGCAAUACGUUAUUAUUGUUAGUAGUUAAUGUGAUUACCUGCGUUGCUGGUUAGCAGAGGACGCAGAAGAUGAAUUGCGCUCUAUUUUCGCAAACGAGUGCUAGAGUUCCGCCGCCAGCGCAUACCCGCCUGAUGGGUUCGGUAGCGAACGGGGCAGGAUUGUGGCGAUGGCAGGAAGUGAUAAUCGAUCGCUCACCUCAUCGUUGUGUGGUAGAAAAAUUCAGAACAAAAGCAAACAGCCUGGCAAAAAUGGUAAAUCAAAAUCAAAACCGCAGAAACCUUUUUAGCACCAUUCCACAGCAGGAGCAGGAGCAAGCAACUGAUGAGAGGCGAGCGCCCGCUAACGGUGCGGUUGCAAUGACCAAAAACAAACUAGCGAACGAAGCAAAAGUAAUCCUCCGGAACCAAAGUGAUGCUAAAGUAUGUGAUCAGUUCAUUCAUAGGCAUGCCGUCACUAUCACUCCACCAGCACUGCGAUCGCAGCAAAAAGGACAUCGUGGUUGGUGGCCGAUCGCCACCAUCGAUCCUUCAUAUGCUAUUCAGUAGGGAACGGGAACGGCGAUCCGUUUUCCGGUUGAGCUGAAAAAAAUCCCAAUUUCAGCAAUGCAGAGACAGCAGUUGUCUGCAAUCGGUUAUGGUUCUUUCCCUUCCGAUAGAGUUCUGUAAAGUGAGAACAAGCGUAACUCGGUUUCUUUGAAUAUGAUGAUGUACAAACGUUUAGGUUCAUUCGAUCAAUAGUUGCAGCCAGAAACAGCAGGAGCAGCAGCAGCAGCAGCUAAAUAAUAAUAAUUAAAGAUAUUAUGUUACGUUAGCAACAGAUUUUUACUGACUCUUCAAAGUAUUCAAACAUGCUCUACAAAUACUACACAAAUAUUCGCUAGCGUUCGUUUUUACGCAGGUUUGUUUUCUAUCGCGUUCGGCACGUGAUGUGGUACCUAAAGAGUGGUCAUAUUUGUCUUGAGUCUAUCAAUUUUCCUCAGUAUGUAACAUUUUCGUUUGAUUUUCUUUAGUAUUUUUUAAACAACUGAAAACUUUCUGUUUCCCCCCAUGAGUCUGAAUUAUCAGUAGCAGCACCAGAAGGACGGUGGACAGUGUUACGUUUCGACGCUGCUCUGCGCCACCUCGGGCUGUGAGCUCAUCUGUGUGUUUAGUAAGCUGCCCUGCUACUACCAUCGCUAUUGUUUUCGCGACAAGCUAGCAUUGGUUUCAGCAGCAGGGCCUAAAAAAGAUAUUAUGAAAAUGCUAUACCCCCACACAAAGCAUAAAGUGAGAAAGUUGGCCCAUGGCACGUUUGAGCGCCACCCGAACACCAUCCAGAACCCGCUUGCGCUUCUCCAAUUGUAUUGCAUUUAGUGAGACCACCAUUUGUCAAAGCGAAGGGCAAAGGGUGCGGCACAAAGAUACUACAACUGUACGAUCAGGAGCUUAAACAAUAGAGGCGUUUGUCUGGAUUAAUUUGGUUUUAACUGCUAUUCGUUUACGGUGGCCUUUUUAUCGAUGACGUCCAAGUUGUUCGCCAUGUCUUCGUGCUGACUAUGCUGAUAAUGAGUAGUAAUUGAUUUUGAAACAAGUAUUGAGAGGUUAACAAUGAGUAGACAAUUGGGCCCCCGCCACCUUCCUUAUCUUUUAUCCGACGGUCUUCAGUUGUAGUUAUUGUAAGAAAAUGUUUAUUACACGUAAGGCGGAUUCGAACACUGUGCCCGUUCGAAGUACGAUAUUCG
Molecule: messenger RNA, 3334 nt
Organism: Anopheles bellator
Lineage: Eukaryota; Metazoa; Arthropoda; Insecta; Diptera; Culicidae
Gene: Eip63E
Product: cyclin-dependent kinase 14
Exons: 10
Coding region: 88-1587 (499 amino acids)
Biological process (GO): protein phosphorylation
Cellular component (GO): cytoplasm; nucleus; cytosol
Molecular function (GO): ATP binding; heme binding; cyclin-dependent protein serine/threonine kinase activity
Source: RefSeq, a predicted model, not a curated record